AUGUUGCGAGUGAUCCACCCCAUAGCACUGCCAGGCAGGGACCUUUCACUGUUCUAUGGAAGAGCCAGUGCCAUUCUCAUCUGCAUGAGCAAAUCUCCAGAAUCGCACAUGAGUCUCGUUCGGAUGCUGUACAUUUCCAAAAAUUCUUACUGCGGGAUAUCGGGGACUAUCAAGUCAAGGCGAAGCGUACUCGAGCCACCAACCCAGGCCAUCCCCACGAGCGCAGGCCAGGGGUCAUUCGCGCCAUGGCCUAUAGUUUUCUUCCACUCCUCGCCUUGA
Molecule: messenger RNA, 279 nt
Organism: Fusarium odoratissimum NRRL 54006
Lineage: Eukaryota; Fungi; Ascomycota; Sordariomycetes; Hypocreales; Nectriaceae
Exons: 2
Coding region: 1-279 (92 amino acids)
Source: RefSeq, a predicted model, not a curated record